GAAUUAGGCGUUGCCAAGGGCCCAGUAGUGUUCCUGGGCUCGGCGAGUUAGGGUUAUUUGCCGUGCAUGUGUUGGCACCACUGCGAGGCCUCGCUGAGGACUGUUCUCUGCUCGGCAGCGGCGAAAUCAUCUGACGACGUUCUGCUUUUGUUUGUCAAUAAGUUGUGUGGUGUGCGAGAUCGCGAAAAGUGGAAUGACGAGAAUGAUUCUUCAGACCAGUGUGUGAAAUGUUAUAGACGCGUACGCAGGAUAAUGAACCUGUCAAUGUGAACUGUUCGCCUAGUUGCACGCGCGUGAAAAGUGACUGUUCAGUGUCGAAAUCAAGCUGGUGUUCGUCGUCUGAGUGCGUCGGUGAAUGAAUACACGCAAAAGCGUCUGUCUCUUCCUCUUCGCCUUGGUCCCCAGAGCCAGCAGAGGAAAGCCCACUGACCAUGGCUGUGUUGAACGGCUUGCUGGGCAAGCUCUUGAAAUAUGCCAGGGGGACUCCAGACCAGAGUGCCUCGCGACCCCCAACUCGUGAGGAAAACCUUUCGAGAGCUUUGGGGAAAGUUGAGCCCUACGUCGUCUGGCUGCAGAGCAUCCUCAUUUGGGAGAACACCUCGUACACUCUGUUUGCCUAUGCCAUCUUCAAUUUUUUGUUUUGGUUCGUUGUUAGUUUAGACUUCAGGUUUUACUUCCUGCUCUUCACUACCACAUUGGUUGUGGUGGUUAUUGAAAUGUGGGUUGACAAAGUGUGGCCUGAAAUUCGUGUUCCCCAGCCUGCAGAGCAGGGGGACAACGAAGGAUGGACACCUCUUCACCCUGGUGUGCUGAGUGCUCCUGAGCUCAGUCACUACUUGAACAAAGCUAUGCAGUUUGUUCACAAUCAAUAUUUAUGGCUUCAUAGUUUAAGAAAUGAGCAGCCAGGGAUGUUUUGUGGUCUUAUGUCCAUUGGAUGCCUCAUCCUCAUGUGGAUUGGGCGAUCUAUCUCUGGAACAACCUUACUUUACAUCAUCUGCAUGUCUCUAUUAAUGAUCCCUGGAAUCUGCAUUCACGUCUUGCCCACUGCCUCUCAAGUGGACUGGCAGAGCCGCUUGCUGGGAUCAAAGGAUAAUGCAGGUGAUGAUGUGGAUGAAUACUUACCGGAACAGACCGGCUCAAAUAUGGUGCUUCUUGAAAAAGCUGUUGAGCCAGACCACUCGGACCACGAGGAUGAAGAUGACUUCAAUAUUCCUCCAGCUGAAUUGCUUCAUGUGGAGGACAUGACUGACUCAGGCGCCCCGUCACUUACUUUUAUUAGUGGAAUCACUGCCAUGCCAGCCCCAGAGGACCUUAGUCUGGAUGGCACUGACUUCAGUUUUGAGAUUCCGGUAACUGAAAAGAAGGCGUCGCCUUUAGCUCACCAAACCAAAAGAAAGAAUCAUACUUCAUCAUCAAUGAAUGUAGAUACUAACAGUUCUGAUAGUGAUGAAAGUAUUUCACUGCCAGAAAAUGAAAAUGUUGGGAUUCAUUUCCAAACCCGCCACUUUAAAAGAGAGAGCUCCUCUGAGGAAGAGAGCGGACCGCCCAGAAAUAAGAGGCCCAUGGAAGUUCCCAGAAAGAGUUCCUCUGGGUCUGUGGCCGAUGCUGCUGCAGCUGUGCUUUCCUACUCCUCAGCUGGGGCACUCAACCUUGCUUCACUUGGUGCUUCAAUGGGACAAAGUCUCAUAUCAUCUGUCAUAAGCAGUAAACCAGCCCAGAGUACUCGCUCUGUUCCUGUUAAGGAAGAAGUAGAAGAAGAUGACUCUUUUUCGGACACUGAUGGUUUUGAAAUGAUCUCUCAGGAUGAGUUUGCAAACUUGUAACACACUUGAGCAACCAUGUAGAGUCACUUGUAAAUGAGUGCAGGCUUUAAGUCAGUUCUUAUUGCUUACUGUUUGUGUUGCAUUACCGCUUUCAAGCCCAUGGUACUUUACGCUCGAGUCCAUUCAUAAUUUAUUUAAAAACAUUACCUUGUAGUAGAAUUGCAGUUGUUAUUUAGUCUCUCUUUUCAUUUUACCUGUGAUGAAAUGAUAUGGAAUUAAUUCUAUUUCAUAUCAUUAGCUGUUAUUUUAUUUUACCUUUUCCCCAAGUUGAUAAGCGGUAAUUGUGUUUGAAUGAGCCUGCUUACAUUGCACUUAAACUAGUUUUUAAUUUUACUUAAUGGCUAAGUGGUUUCUGCUUGGUAAUGCAAUCUACAGUUUUAGUGUAACUCCUUUUAAUUUUAGCUGGAAAAAUUUUGUAUGUCCUAAAUGCAUGUUUAAAUCUUUCAAACACUUGUAUCUUAUGAAAUUUGUGGGGAGUAGAUCCUCAUGUCAUUAUUACCAAUAACAUUUUACAUCCAAGCCAAGCAUUCAACAGAUUGUCUUUUUCUUUUCUAAACUGAAGCAGAUAUACAAGUGUAAUGUAAGAAAUUAACUUAAAAACCUCAGAAAAAAAUGUUAUAAAAUAGAAAACCAAUACAAUACAAUGUACCACUAAAGUGAUUGUGAGGUGACUUUUCAAGUUUUCUUUUUUGAAUCCAGAUAACCAGUGGAUUGCUUCUGUACCAUUCUUACAUGGUUUCACAAAAGAUAUUUAAAAAAAAGGGAAGCUUUAAGUUUUAUAGAUUUAUCAAAUAAGGAAGAGAAUGUUUUGAUUGUUUCUAUUUAAGCAGUGUGAUGUGAAUGGAUCGCCUAUCGUAUGAUGGCAUUCCAAUCCAAUGAAACUACCGCUUUACAUGUUUUGCACUUUGAUUCAACUAAACUUAAUGAUGACAAUAACCACAGGUUUUCUUCCACUUUGUUUUGUGAGUAUGUUUUUCCUUAGGACUGCUUCAAAUGUGAAUAAUGUACAUUGCUUUUAGUUGAUGACAAUGGAAAUAAUGUGAUCAUUUUUGUUUGCUUUUAUCACCGAUAGCCUGUGUUUUAUUAGAAAGCAUUUUCCAUUUGAAAAAAUGAUUCUGUCUGCCUUUUGGCUUACUACCCACCCACAUCAGCAUUGGUUUUUGUAAAUACUCCUUUGCUGUACUCCAUGAUGGAACAAGGUUAAUUUUUUGUCUUGCUUGUCCCUAGAAGGAGAGAUCUAAGUUCUGUGAUAGACUGCGCACUGAUUCCAAAUAACUACAUCCUAGUUGCUGUGCUUUAUCUUUUUUAUAUUCCAGUGGAAUCUGAGAUGUCACUGUGCACCUUACUGUUUGAUGUGUUUAAAACUAAUUUUUACAUGCUUGUGAUUUCGGUCAUUGAGUGUCAUGUUUUCAUUUCCUGUGGAUGGGACUCUUUACAUUGUGCACAGUACCCAAAUCUCAUGAUAACCUAGCAAAGCUUCCUUCUUCAGACAUUCUUUAAAUUAUUUUUCUAUCUUAUCAGGUGCAAAUUUAAAAUCUUUAUUUUGUUUAACAUUUGUUCACUCUUGACUAUUACACUUAAAAAGUUACUGGUCAUCCCUUUCUGCCCCAAGCUUAUUUUUCAGUGCCACCACAGGAAGCACUUUGUUUUGUUUCAACCACUGCUUUUGUUUUUAUUCCUUCUGUGAAUAAUAUCACUGGGAAAACAUGUUAACCUUGGGGUUGGCUUUUUAUUUGAGAACUCCUAGUUUGGUGCUUUUGGUUGUGUGACAAGUAUGAGGAGUAGCCUAUACAUGUCUUUUCUGUGCAUUAAGAAAUUAAGGCACUUAAUCUCAAGUAAGGCAUUAUUGACUUCUCACUAUUUAUGUUGCCAGUCCAUGUGUAAUUUUGUGCCAUCAAAAUGUAAUCUUGAUUCUAUUUAGAUUUGCCAAUGCAGUAAAACCAACAAAAACAAACUGAAAGAAAACAAGAAAAAAUGUAUAGUUUAUACUCUUAUUUUGCUGUCACAUAUUUUAAAACAAAAAAAGGAACAAAACAAAAAAAAAUCAACCAUGUGUGAAAACCUAUAAAGAUAGGAAAUGGGGUUUAUAUUUUUAUGACUGAGGUGCUUGAAUGUUCAAACACAAGAUUUGUAGUUUUGUGACCAGUGCAUUUGUUGGCAUAUGUAAUACUGCUUGCUCAGAUUUCAAACACUACUAUUUGAUAUUGAUGUUGGGCCAAAUUUAUCCUGUAACUCUUUCUUCAUAUACAAUCUACACUUUCUCUUCACAGUUUUGGCAUUUUGACGUGCCCUGUAAGACAUGCACCAGCCUUUUCAUCACUGUGCUGUAAAAUAUUGCAAAAUCCUUUCCAAAUUUUGUCCUGUUAAGUGCUCAUUAUUGGCUCAUAUACUGUCAACGGUUUGGGGAGAGAAAGAAAAUCUUUCUUGAAGUAGAAGAGCAUUUAUUGUCCCUUCCGUGUCAUACUGCUUUAGUUUUAAGUCUUAUCUAUUUAACUGUGUAGGUGAGAUGAAUGAGCAGCCUCUUCCUCUUAAAUUAAGUUAUUGUUUCUCUUUGUUCUUAAUUUGAGUUAAUAAUUACUUGGUAGUGUUUGUUUGUUUGUUUGUAUGUUUCUCAUGUAUUAUCCAAUGUGAUGCUGAACAAAGGGAAAAUCUUCAAAUCAAAUUAUCAUUUUUUUGUUGUGUGCUGUGUUGGAGUAUAUUGAUGUAGCCUGUGCUUGUGUAGAAGUUAGACGCGGAUUAAUCACCAGAGCGGGAUUAUGCUGCAUUAGGAAACUGUGUGGAAUUAUUUUUAUUUUUAUCUAGCAAUUCAAAUCUGAAUUGAGUCAGAGAUGCAACAAUGAGUAAACAGACAAGCAAUGGCUGUGAUGUAGUUAUAGUUUACAAGUAACCAUGAAAUAGGUUGAAAUCAGAUAUGAAGAUGUGAGGUAUUGUGUAUUGUGAAACUUCUUGAUUCUGCCAUUAAUUCUCACCAGAAGAGUACCCUGAAUUUAUUCUAACUGAGGUGAUUGAAUGUUUAUUUCUGAUUUUCCUUUUGUGAAUAAGAAGUCUCAUUUAUUCUGUGUGUGGUAGCAUUGAAAUGUAAAUGACUAGUCAAAUGUAAAUUACUUAGUAGCAGUGAUACCACUGUGAUUUUUUUGUUGUUGUAGUUUUUCCUUUAGUACAAC
Molecule: messenger RNA, 4987 nt
Organism: Thrips palmi
Lineage: Eukaryota; Metazoa; Arthropoda; Insecta; Thysanoptera; Thripidae
Product: reticulophagy regulator 3
Exons: 8
Coding region: 432-1823 (463 amino acids)
Source: RefSeq, a predicted model, not a curated record